This is a messenger RNA of Amborella trichopoda, 2634 nucleotides long. RefSeq lists its product as uncharacterized. Gene Ontology annotation, biological process: CTP biosynthetic process; pyrimidine nucleobase biosynthetic process. Gene Ontology annotation, molecular function: CTP synthase activity; identical protein binding. NCBI's taxonomy places the organism in Eukaryota, Viridiplantae, Streptophyta, Magnoliopsida, Amborellales, Amborellaceae. The record is from RefSeq and is a predicted model, not a curated record.
UCCCUCGAAUUACCGUGAAUCAGGUUUCCAUUUCCCUCUUCAUCCGACGGGAGAGAUUCUUCACCUCGGGAUAGAGAUAGAGAUAGAGAGAGAAACCUCGAAAUUCAUUUGCCUCGUUUUUCACCUCGGGAGAGAAUUCAAUUGAGGAGAGAGAGGGAAAAGAGACCCAUUCCGUCGUGCUUCAGCUGUGACAGAGAACUCUCUAGCGUUUCAAAACAGUAGAGAGAGAAAGAAGGGAGAGAGAGCUGUCUUAGAAGAGACAGAGGAUGAAGUACGUACUCGUAACAGGGGGAGUCGUGAGCGGGCUUGGAAAGGGUGUGACAGCCAGUAGUGUUGGCGUAGUGCUUAAAGCAUGUGGCCUUCGUGUUACCUCCAUUAAAAUAGAUCCAUAUUUGAAUACAGAUGCUGGAACCAUGUCUCCUUUCGAGCAUGGUGAAGUCUUUGUUCUUGAUGAUGGUGGAGAGGUUGAUCUGGAUCUUGGAAAUUAUGAACGUUUCUUGGAUGUAACACUUACUCGAGAUAACAACAUUACCACAGGAAAGAUCUAUCAGUCUGUUAUCGACAAAGAGAGGAAGGGUGAUUAUCUUGGAAAGACUGUUCAGGUAGUUCCACACAUCACAGAUGCCAUAAAGGAUUGGAUUCAAUCAGUUUCCAUUAUUCCUGUUGAUGGCAAAGAUGGUCCAGCCGAUGUUUGUGUUAUUGAGUUGGGAGGAACUGUAGGUGACAUUGAAUCCAUGCCAUUUAUUGAGGCCUUGCGGCAGUUAUCAUAUUCUGUAGGUCAAGACAACUUUUGCAUCAUUCAUGUGAGCCUUGUACCUGUUCUGGGUGUCGUUGGUGAACAAAAAACAAAGCCCACACAACAUAGUGUCAGAGAAUUACGGGCAUUGGGCUUGACUCCCCAUCUGCUAGCAUGCCGCUCUGCAAAGCCGUUGCUGCAAAGUACGAAGGAAAAACUUUCACUGUUUUGUCAUGUUCCUGCUGGCAACAUUCUUAAUAUCCAUGAUGUUCCAAACAUUUGGCAUGUCCCUCUUCUACUCCAGAGUCAAAAUGCUCAUGAGGCCAUCUUGAAACAAUUGAAUUUUCAAAUCAUUUCGAGACCCCCUUGUUUGCAGGAGUGGACUGAGAGGGCAGAAACCUAUGAUAAUCUCACUGACACAGUAAAAAUUGCCAUGGUUGGAAAGUAUACCGGCCUAGCGGAUUCCUACUUAUCUGUAACCAAGGCACUUCUACAUGCUUGUAUUGCAUGCUCAUUGAAACCAUCAAUUGAAUGGAUUGCAGCCAGUGAUCUUGAAGAUACAGCAGAAAAAGAGAGACCAGAAGAGCAUCUAGCUGCGUGGGUGAAAUUGAAGAGUGCUGCUUGCGUUUUGGUGCCUGGUGGAUUUGGAGAUCGUGGAGUUCUAGGGAUGAUACUAGCUGCCAAGUAUGCAAGAGAAAGUCAAGUUCCCUACCUUGGGAUAUGCUUGGGCAUGCAAAUAUCUGUGAUUGAGUUUGCCCGAUCAAUUUUGGGACUCAAAAGAGCCAACAGUACAGAGUUUGACUCUGAAACAACUGAACCUGUUGUCAUCUUUAUGCCUGAGGGUUCGAGAACACACAUGGGAAGCACAAUGAGACUGGGAUCUAGGACAACAUUCUUCCAGACUCCUGACUGCAUUACUUCUAAGCUAUACCGAAACUCUCGGUUUGUGGAUGAGCGUCACCGACAUAGAUAUGAGGUAAAUCCAGAAAUUGUAGACCGCAUAGAAGAUGCUGGAUUGAAAUUUACAGGAAAGGACGAAAGUGGCAAAAGAAUGGAGGUUUUAGAGUUACCAAGUCAUCCUUACUAUGUGGGAGUGCAAUUCCAUCCAGAGUUCAAGUCAAGACCUGGGAAGCCUUCUGCUCCAUUUCUAGGAUCAAAAGGCCCAUGAUCAUUCUACUCUAUGGGAAAGCAAUGCUCUGUGACAUAAGGAAUUUCUGCUCCAGCUUCAAUGGGCAAUGAAGAGACUUAUCACCAUUUAAGAGUUAAGACAACACUAGGCACCCAUACCUGACAAAGAAAAAUGGAAUGAAAUACCAUUUGUUGCAUAUGAUCUCGUCUGUUUUCUCUUUUCAAAUGUCCCCUAGAUUUCUAGUCAUACAACUAAGAAAAAAGCUUACCAUCAUUAAACCUCUCCUACACUGAUCUUCCGUCAUUGAAAAUUAGAAUGCCUUCAGUCAUCCAAAUUUUUCAGGAAGUACUGUAGCUUAGAUUGAAAUCAAAACGAUGGAAAUUUGGAGGACUCUUCAAGAAUUCUUUGGCCUGGAAGAUUUAAUUACGAAAAGAAGCCACAGGUUCUUCUCUUAAGUACACACCAAGUCUCUUUACCCUUGAAGAAACCAAAAGAGGACGCUGUAAGGAAAGUGGAAAACAAGUUCCAAUGAAACUCAAAGUCCAGCUUCACACGAGUUGACAAAUGUAUAAAAUGGAACUUGUAUAGGUUGAGUGAUCUUUAAAAAAAAUUAGUAAGUUUAAAAUAGUUGGGAAGAAAUCUCAUUUUGCCUGCUGAUUUCAUGCUUAGGCUUUUGGGCCUUAUAAUGUAAUUGGAUCUCAUAUUUGGGCAUAUUAAUGCAUUAUGCCUUGGAAGAUUGAUAUUGCUAUUUACUUUUAAUAUUGUACAA